GGAGGGGAGCCAUAGAGCCCUGUGCAGUAACAAUGUAGCUUUUCUGUCUCUCCCAGGAACUCCUGCCAGUCUCUGAUGUGCUGUACACAACAUGUGAUCAUUCAGACUAAAUAUUGCAUGAUCCUCCCCUGUGAUCACUGGCUUGCUGUGAUCUGGAGACUUUGGCAGCUCCAUGCAGGCAGGCAUAUUGCACAAUAGAAGCUGCAAGGAGUUGCUGUUCCCAGUGCCUAGGUGUCAGGGCUGGGUGCAGCCAGUGGCCCCGGAGUCCUGGUCCUGAAGCGUGCAUUGUGGGGCUGGAGGGGCAGGAGGGUGACUCUGCAUUGUGGGAGUGCAGCACUGUGCAUGUGAACCAGGGAGGGAGGGAGGGUGUGAGUUGUGAUCUUUAGGAGAACUUUUUUUUUUCUCAUCUGAUCUCAAAGUUCAGCCCAGUUGACCUCCCAACGCUGAACUUCUCUACAACCCCAGUCUUGCCCUUGCAGGGACAUGCGAGAGUCCCUCCUGCAUUCUGUGUGCUGUCCCUGGAUCACCUCUGUGCCUGGGUGCUGCCUGGGUCCUUGAAGUAGGAGGCAUCAACGAGCGUCCAGCCCAGAGACGAAUAAGCCCCUGGUGCUGCUGCUGCUGCGUUAGUCGCAGAGAAGAUCACACACUGCAGCAGAGAUGGAUUCGAUCAGCCUGGCAGUCCUGAAGAUCGCCACGGAUCGGGAGCAGAAGGGGGAAAUAGACAUCAUCGGAGACCAGCUAAGGCUCCGGCUGCAUGAAGACAAGUACAUAAGGGACAGAAGGUACCAUCUGAGGACGUAUCCCAACUGUUUUAUGGCCAGGGAAGUGGUCGAUUGGCUUAUCGAUCGGAAAGAAGCCCCUGACAGGCCUACAGCUGUACAACUGAUGCAAAAAACCAUGGAACACGAUAUUAUCCAUCAUUCGUGUGAUGAAUACAAGGAUUUUAAAGAUUCCAGACGCUUCUAUCGCUUCAGAAAAGAUGAUGGAACUUCCCAGCUGGACCUAGAAAUGAUGGUUUUCUCACGAGGACAGCGCCUUUCUGAAAAGGUGAUGAACUCGGACAACUCUCUUCUACAAGCCAGAGAAGAGGAUGGAGUGAAAUACGAGCGUGCCUUUGUGGCUACGGAGAUGGUUACUUGGUUGAUCCAAGAACAAGAGUCCAAGAAUAGGGGUGAUGCGGAGCAGCUGUGUCGCCGUCUUCUGGAACACGCCAUAAUACAGCAUGUUUCAAGCAAGCACCACUUUGUGGACGGUCCUCUUCUGUACCAGUUCCGGCUGAACUUCAGGCGCAGGCGAAAGAUUAUGGAACUUCUCAUCAAGAGGCCGCAGACCGUUGUGGAGAGUCAGGACAGUCCGUUCUGCGUCCGGAAGCAGAGCCAUGACAAGUCAGCCAGCUUCAACUCUGUGAGCCCCAACAGCGAGGUGAAAGUUGCUUCGGCGGUCCGGCGGAGCAGUAUGACCAGCAGCAGCAGUAGCGGAUACUUCAGCAACAGCCCCGCCCUCGGCAACAGCCCACCUGUAGUACUCUGCAAUCCGAGGUCUGUUUUAAAGAGGCCAGUCACACUGGAUGAGCUCCUGGCCCCUGGGGCGCCAUACAUAAGGAAAACCCUGACUGUUGUCAGUGAUGCGGUGGGAUGGGGAUUUGUGGUACGGGGAGAAAAACCGUGUCAUAUACAAGCUGUGGACCCCACUGGACCGGCUGCUUCUGCAGGGGUGAAGAUCCGCCACUUUGUGGUAUCCGUGAAUGGCCUCAACGUCCUACAUUGUCAUUUCAGAGCUGUCAGCAACCUCGUCCUUACCGGCCCGCGGACCAUUGUCAUGGAAGUGAUGGAGGAGGUAGAACCGUGAAUUGCGGGAAGUGCAGGAGGGGGAAUGUGGCCGUUCCGGCUGUUCUUAACCAAAGCAAAACCAAUUCUCUGUUAUUCUGUGUUGGGAAAGUUGCCAGUUCCGUCCAGACCAGCCCUCCCCUCCUGCCACCGUUCUUCAAUUUUUGGUUUCUGAGCCUCAAUAAGCCUCCGCUGCUCCAAGGUGAAACUUGAAAAGAAACAUAAAAAACUGGACUAUGUUGUUGUUUCUGAUGUUCUCACAAAGAAUAAGCUGUGCUAAUAUUUCUCUAUGUACUGUAUGUGUGCUAUGUGUGGAAAUGGAAUAUAUUGUGAAUGCCUAACAUUCAAGAAGUGCCAUUACACAAUCACAGUGAUGUCUGUAAAUCUAGCAACGGGCCUUGUGUGCGACCAGCCUUUAUCAGCCAAUCACGUAUGUCCAUUUAUUAUCAAAAGGCAAACUUAGAGGCGGAUGUCUCAUAGGGUUUGGCAAAAGAUGAGAGAUUUUCUCUUCCCAUAAUGAUUACUGAGCAUACAAAACCACUGUGACUUUUCCUCUCCGAAUGUUGGAUAUUAUUUUCAAAGCCUGCACAGUAAAAGGACCAUUUCCUUUUUAUUUCUCCAAACAAAAAGCAAACUGUACUGAAAGGGUGUCAAAAUAUGUUUGUGAGAAGCCUCUGAUGGAAGCUGCCAUCUUCUGGCUUGUAAAAGACUUCCAAGGCAAUAAAGCUGCACCUAUUCAGAUUUAGGCUGGCCAACAGCUAAAAACCAAACUGAUUCCCCUAUCCACACAAGCAAGGUGGAUGGAGGAGUGCCCACUCUUCCUUGCCCACUCUUCCUUGCCCACUCUUCCUUGCCCACUCUUCCUUGCCCACUCUUCCUUGCCCACUCUUCCUUGCCCACUCUUCCUUGCCCACUCUUCCUUGCCCACUCUUCCUUGCCCACUCUUCCUUGCCCACUCUUCCUUGCCCACUCUUCCUUGCCCACUCUUCCUUGCCCACUCUUCAUUCCCCACUAUGCCAUUAUAUUCUAACAGCAGGACUCAGAAUACACUCAUCAGCAGCUGAAACCACUAA
Rana temporaria (common frog) is the source of this 2899-nucleotide messenger RNA. RefSeq names its product DEP domain containing MTOR interacting protein (gene DEPTOR). Lineage: Eukaryota; Metazoa; Chordata; Amphibia; Anura; Ranidae. The record is from RefSeq and is a predicted model, not a curated record. Gene Ontology annotation, biological process: intracellular signal transduction. The transcript is spliced from 10 exons. Gene Ontology annotation, molecular function: protein binding. Bases 658 to 1848 code for a protein of 396 amino acids.